Molecule: messenger RNA, 777 nt
Organism: Aphis gossypii (cotton aphid)
Lineage: Eukaryota; Metazoa; Arthropoda; Insecta; Hemiptera; Aphididae
Exons: 3
Coding region: 88-711 (207 amino acids)
Source: RefSeq, a predicted model, not a curated record
UGUUUACAAUAUAAACAUCUAAACAUUCGAAAAAUACUAAAUUAUUUCAAGUAUUAAAAAUAAUUAUUUUAAAAAUACUAACUGAAUAUGGCAACUCCUCAAUCGAACGAUGCUGAUACAAAAAAUAAGGAAGAACAAAUUCAAGCUACAUACAAUGAAAAUGAUCCCAGAGCACAAUCAAUUAGUGUACAUGCUAAUUUGUCCAAUACUGAUUUUGAAAAUGCAUCGUCGGUGAGAAAAUUUCUUGAUGAAGAUGAUGAGCCAGAUUGUCCGUUAAAAAAUAACAAUGAACUAUAUUGCUGUGAUCGAGAAACGGCAAAAACGUUGAUGUAUUUAAUAGACAGUAGAGAUCGUCAAAAGGUGUUAACAUGGAUAAGAAAGCUAGACGAGAUGAACGAGGGUGAUGACAUGUUGGAACGUGUGCACUACAUCAGAUACCUGGUAUCCACACUGAGUGGAACGUUAGGAUUGGUAGAACCGUUCACGUCUAUGCCCCCACUAAUAGUAAAACCUUUGAAACUUAUCUUACCGCCUGUUGUAUACGCCGAUCUAUUGAAAGACCAACCUGAGCCUUGUUUAAGGAAAAAAAUAUAUGGUCAUAAAAUGCCGAAUUCGAAUAGUCAAUUGCUACAAGACAAACGGUUUUAUGAACAACAACUAUUUCCACCAGAAGGCAUUAUAUGCUAUGCGGCUGCUUUUAGUGUCAUAUAAGCAUUGUUCGACUGAAGUGGUGACAGUGGUGUCUAAUAAAAUUCAAAGCGUUUUAUAAUUUUGAUA